AUGCGUCUCUCAGCUUGUGUCACGGCUGUUGCUGCGUGCUUUCUGUCGACCGCAUACGCCCAACAGCAUGCAGGAGAUGUCAUCGACACCGCACUUCCCAAAGUCCCAGGAGCUGAAAUCACCUACUUCCGCGUCCAAGAUCCGACUGGUAAAAACAAGAAUUUGACGUUGACAAACUACCAGAGCCUUGGAAAGAAUAGACAACGUUUGGAUGGGCGUAGACUCAAGCGUGCUGUAGUGAUCAUCCACGGCGUCAAUCGAGAUCCUGGCACCUACAUGUCCAACAUGCUCUCUGCUCUCUCCCAGUCCAAGAACUCAGACAUCAGCUUCGAUACCGUCGCGAUCGUCGCACCUUACUUUCCAAACGGAGAAGACAAAAACAAAGGCUAUCCAUGGACUGCAGGCCUGAAGCCCAAUAGKGGCUCGACCUCCAAUGCUCUCGUUUGGCCUGGCUCACAGUGGGCUGCUGGUGGGAACAAUCAAUAUCCAUACACGUCCACGAGCACGUCAUCGUAUGAUGUCCUGGAUCAAAUCAUUCGACACUUUGACAAUGCCGCACUGUUUCCCGAAAUGAAGCAGAUUGUCAUCGCUGGUCACUCUCUUGGAGCUCAGGCAGUGCAGCGAUACGCUGCGAUUGGUCCUCAGCUUGGCACCCGAUCUCCGGUAAGCUACUGGAUUGGAAACCCGAACAGCUUCGUCUGGCUGAGCACAUCUCGUCCAAUGUCUACUGCAUCCUGUCUGACAUAUGACGACUAUCGGGAGGGUUUCGCCAAAUUUGCUGAUUAUCCCAUGACAUAUGGGACGAGUCUCGUCGCACAGGGUCGCUCUGCUAUACUCGCAAACUAUCAGAGCAAGGCGAUCAACUAUGUACGCGGCACACAGGAUCUUGGUGAUACUUCAUCGACUUGUGCACCUCGCACGACUGGUGCGAAUCGGAAUGAGCGAUUCUUCAACUACAUCAAGGCAUUCCCCGUGUCAUGUUCUGAUCCAACCGGGCGGAACUGUGAUACCGUGGACUUUGUCAAUGCAGGUCACGAUGCUGGCACUAUCAUGGCAUCUGCUGCAGGCCAAGCUAGACUGUUUUCUGACAACUUCUACGGCAACGGCAAUCGUUCCUAUGACUUUGGCUAUCCUCGUCAACAGGCUGGAGAUGAUCCUUACCCCGAUCCAGCAUUGAACACAUCGUCCAGCUCGAUCAACAAUCAGACCUAUGCAGGCAUGACGUAUCAGGGAUGUUGGUCUGAUCAGGAUCCUCGAACUCUCACCAACAUGGCCUACGAGAGUAAUGCCAACACGAUAUCUCGUUGUGCCAAGGCGUGCGCGGAUGGUGGUAACACCAUUGCUGGACUUGAGUACGGAUCACAAUGUUAUUGUGGCAACAUUCUCGGCUACAAAGCCGCACAAGUUGUAGACAGUUCCUGCUCAAUGGCCUGUCCCRGAAACUCCAGCGAAACUUGUGGCGGCAGCAACCGCAUUUCGCUCUUCUCCGCCGGCACGACAAAGUUCCUGCCAAUCCCUGGUACUCCUGAGACUGCCGGGGACUUCUUCUACUCUGAUUGUUAUACUGAAGCGACUUUUGGUCGGGCAUUGACUGGCAAGUCCACCACCAGCAAUUCCAUGUCGCUGGAUGUGUGUGCCAGUUUCUGCUCUGGAUAUCAAUACUUCGGCGCGGAGUACGGACCCGGAUUGGACCGCCGGUAG
Molecule: messenger RNA, 1701 nt
Organism: Ramularia collo-cygni
Lineage: Eukaryota; Fungi; Ascomycota; Dothideomycetes; Mycosphaerellales; Mycosphaerellaceae
Exons: 4
Coding region: 1-1701 (566 amino acids)
Source: RefSeq, a predicted model, not a curated record